Messenger RNA from Cyprinus carpio (common carp), 2091 nucleotides. RefSeq lists its product as uncharacterized. Gene Ontology annotation, biological process: regulation of transcription by RNA polymerase II. Lineage: Eukaryota; Metazoa; Chordata; Actinopteri; Cypriniformes; Cyprinidae. Gene Ontology annotation, molecular function: DNA-binding transcription factor activity; RNA polymerase II cis-regulatory region sequence-specific DNA binding. The record is from RefSeq and is a predicted model, not a curated record.
AAGCGUCCAAAGACAGAAAACUCCUCCUGAAGCGACUGAGAUCCACGUGACACACUUUUAUAAAGAUGGAGUUUAUUAAAGAGGAGAAUGAAGAUGUAAAGAUUGAAGAAACAUUCAGAGUCAAACAAGAAGAUACUGAGAUACAAACAGACCUGAUGGCACUUAAAGAGGAGAGUCAAGAACUGAAUGAAAUGGAAAAGAAAGAUCAAAAUGAGAAACAUGAUUUCAAAAUGGAAGAAAAAUCGAUUAGUUGCUCACAGAAUGAAAAUACUUGCUCACCAAAAAAAAAUCAAACACAAACUACAAACCUUAAUUCCCCCAUGAGAAUCCAUACUGGAGAGAGACCUUUCACCUGCCAACAGUGUGGACAAAUUUUCAAUCAAAAAGAAAGCCUUGAAGUCCACAUGAAAAUUCACAGUGGAAGGAAGCCAUUCAUAUGCUCUCAGUGUGGAAAGUGUUUUACACAGAAAAAAAACCGUAAUGCCCACAUGAGAACUCACACUGGAGAAAGACCUUACACCUGCAAACUGUGUGGGAAGAGUUUCACACGUAACGGAAACCUUAAGACUCACAUGAGAAUUCACACAGGAGAGAAUCCAUUUGAAUGUGAUCAGUGUGGAAGGAGUUUCAGGCAGAAAAAACAACUUUAUACUCACACUAGAAGUCACACUGGAGAGAGGCCAUUCACAUGUGAUCACUGUGGAAAGAGUUUCAGAUAUAAAGAAAACCUUAAUAAUCACAUGAGAAUUCAUUUAAGAGAAAACAGAUUUAAAUGUCAUCAGUGCGAAAGGAGUUUCACAGAGAGGAAACAUCUUAAGAAUCAUGUAAUAAUUCACAUCGGAGAAAAGCCUUUCAUGUGCCAUCACUGUGGGAAGAGUUGCUCAAGAGAAGGACACCUCAAGACUCACAUCAGAGUUCACACUGGAGAGAAACCUUUUAUCUGCCCUCAGUGUGGAAAGAGUUUCAGGUUUAAAGGAAACUUAAAGGCUCACAUUAGAAGUCACACCGGAGAGAAGCCAUUCACAUGUCUUUAGUGUGAAAUGAGUUUCUCAAAUAACACAGACCUGAAACACCAUUUAAAAACUAAUUCUGAAAAGAAAUUGCCAUUUUCCUCAGUGUGACAAGAGGUUUAGAAAAUGGAGGAAUUUCAACAAUCCAUUCUGAAAGACAAUUCAAGUGUAGUCAGUGUUAUAAAAACAUUUUUUGCCAUCAAACUUGCUGUACAGAUGCAUGAAAAAAGUCAUGCAAAUGUGAGACUCUGCUUGUGUCCUUUGUUAAAGACUAUAACAAGAAUAAUGCUGUAUGAAUACAAGGCUACGUUCACGUCGCAGCUGAAUGCAGGGUAUACCUUAUUGUCAUCUUCAUGACUACUUCCUUUACUUCUUUUAUUUACAUAUUUCAUCUCUUUAAGCUUCACCAUAAGGCUUUUUUAUUUUCUUUUGUUUAUAUGUACUCCUGUGGCCAUACCCAUAGGUGGAAAUCGUGGUGGUAUUGUGGGGUUCAGGACCCCUUCCAUCUGAGGGUUGCUCAAUAUGAUGUUUUAGUGGCAGAUCAGUGGGCUUGCUGCAGGUGAAUAUCUAAGUAAGAGACAUCCUCUGUCCCAGACAAAAAUACCAUGUGGAGGACGCAAGAUAAUUUAAUAUUUAUAUGAUCUGUGUGGUGAACCUACGAACUUAAGUCAUAUUUGAACAACUAUCACUUUGUAUUGUUUGGCCAGAUAAAAUGACAUAGAAAAGAAAAAUGGACAUAAGAUAAUUUUUCAGUGCACCAAAACACAAAAAGUCUACUAAAAGUCUCCAAAUUAAGGCAAUUUGGCUUUGUUUAAGGCAAAACAUCUUUGUGUCCCCUUUAGAAAUGACCCCCCCCCCCCCCAAUCAAAAUAUAAGUCAAACUUAUACCUUGCUAGGAAAUGCAACAGUGUAACUGGAAGAUUAUAAAUAAAUUGACAUAAACUGAACAAAAUUAUCUGAUUCCAUUGAUUGAUGUUUUUUUUUUUUAGCUUAUUAUUUAGUCAAGUUGAUUUCAGUUUAAUGUUGUAAUAUCUGGACUUUACAACUUUACAUUUAUGAUCAGGAAAAGCAUAGAAACACU